GGUAUCGUCCUGUCUCCAUCGCCUUCUUGGCGCGUUGUAUUAAAAUCGAAUUUAGUACAUAUUUUUUAGUGCAGUGGGUUUUGGGUAGCCGGUCGAGAACGUUCGCUUUUUUCAAGUUUUGUCUUUGAGAACAAUACAGCAGCACAACAAUGUCAUUUAAACACCGGUCAAGUCGAUACGAUGAUGGUGAUGAUGAUUAUAGGAGAAGACCCCCAGCAAGGUGGUCCCAGGGCCGUAAACGUGGAGCCGAUGGGAAGCUGAGGCAGCAAGAUGACGCAGAUUCCACUUUGUUUGAUGACCAAGAGAAGGGGAGUUAUGAUAACCCCCAUUUGGACCAAAGACCACCAAGUUUUACAACUCCAGAAGCUGAAGGACCGUUCCCACGAUGUUCAGAUUGGGCCAAAUGUGUGGAGGAGGAAGAGCUGAGAACAGAUGUAAGGAAAGACAUGCAGAGGUACAGAAGACGAAUCUUGGUUAAUGAAAUGUAUGACAGGGAAAGGAAGGCCUCCUCUGGAAGCUCUGAUUCCAGAGACUCUCCAGUGCCAGCUGAAUUGGAAACUGAUGAGAGGGUACUUAUGCGGAGACAAAAGCAGAUAAACUAUGGGAAAAAUACUAUUGCUUAUAACAGAUACAUUAAUGAGGUUCCUAGACACUUUCGACAACCAGGGAUUCAUCCAAGGACUCCCAAUAAGUUUAAGAAGUACAGUAGGAGAUCUUGGGACCAGCAGAUACGUAUCUGGAGGGUUGCCCUACAUGCUUGGGAUCCACCAGAGGAAGAAGGCAGUGAUUUACAAGCAAUUGAGCCGAUUGACUUGGAUGAUAUGGAGGUUGAAUCAGGGGCCAGUGGUUCAACAGAAUCUGAGACAAGUUCCCAUUAUAUGAAAGCCUGCAAAGCACCAGCUUCAACACCAGAAAAUUCCUGUUCUGGCACUCCAAACAAGAUGAGACGCACAGAGAACGAAAUGGAGGCUGCUUUUGACUUGGGAGCAUGUUUGGCAGAUACUGAAGAUGGCAGCCUUUGGUCAAGCUAGUAGUAAACUGGUCUUUU
Molecule: messenger RNA, 1048 nt
Organism: Erpetoichthys calabaricus (reedfish)
Lineage: Eukaryota; Metazoa; Chordata; Cladistia; Polypteriformes; Polypteridae
Gene: slbp
Product: stem-loop binding protein
Exons: 8
Coding region: 150-1031 (293 amino acids)
Biological process (GO): mRNA 3'-end processing by stem-loop binding and cleavage; mRNA transport
Cellular component (GO): cytoplasm; histone pre-mRNA 3'end processing complex
Molecular function (GO): histone pre-mRNA stem-loop binding; mRNA binding
Source: RefSeq, a predicted model, not a curated record